CUGAAAACCAAUUGGUCUCAGAUUUUUUUCUAAUCGGAAUGGGAACAUUCUCAUGCUUUUCACAAAAGCGUAGAAGCGACGAAAUGUUUUAAUUGGUGGUUUCCUAAAAACGUAAAGUUGUCUUCCGUGGACAAAGAUGGGGAAAGUAGUAAGAAGGAAGAAAUCCCAAUUUUUAAACACAACAAUUAAGAGAGGAGAAGAGAUGAUUUGAUAACUAUAAAAAUAGGGUUCAAAUUUAUAGAUUAGAUCUCAGAAUCAGACAGCUUCCUCAUUCUAAUCAAUUUGUUUUUUUUUUUUUUUUUUGGUUCUAACCAAUUCGCUGAGCUCGCCAUGAAAUCGACGAUGCACCACCACAGAGCUCCACUGAUUUCUGCUUCUUCAUCUUCUUCCUCUUCUUCCCCAAGCCACUCUUUUAUCUCCAGGCUUCUUCUUCUGUUGACUUUACUUCCGGUCUCCCUUGCCUGUCUCGCCUUCAUCCUCCAAUGGCGAGGCGGAGGGCUUGCCGAUCCUGCCUCUGCUUCUGUUGGUUCCUCUACGGCGGUUCCUGGCGGCUCCGAUCUCAACCACGAGGUGUUUCCCGGCAUGGAGACUGUUUCCUCCGUCUCCCCGAAAGCUCACCAGUCCUCCUCCGACUGCUCAAAUCUAGCUCGAAGCUCUUCCCCUUCCUUUCCUUACUAUGGUGAUUGGAAGUUCGGUGUUGAUACUAGUCUAAAGCCCAAGAUAUGUAUCACGACUAGCACAUCAGCGGGAUUGGAUCAGAUUCUACCAUGGAUGUUCUACCAUAAGGUCCUAGGCGUCUCCACGUUUUUCCUAUUCGUAGAAGGGAAAGCUGCUACUCCAAGUAUUUCAAAAGUGCUCGAGUCUAUUCCUGGGGUUAAGGUAAUAUACAGGACAAAAGAGCUGGAGGAGAAGCAGGCAAAGAGCCGGAUUUGGAAUGAGACGUGGCUAUCUUCUUUCUUUUAUAAGCCCUGCAAUUAUGAGUUAUUUGUCAAACAAUCUCUCAACAUGGAAAUGGCUAUCGUCAUGGCAAGGGAUGCGAGCAUGGAUUGGAUACUUCAUCUUGACACAGAUGAGUUAAUAUACCCAGCAGGUGCUCGUGAGUACUCAUUGAGACGGUUGCUUCUUGAUGUUCCUCCAAAUGUGGAUAUGGUUAUAUUUCCAAAUUAUGAAAGCAGCGUAGAGCGAGAUGAUAUCAAGGAUCCUUUUACAGAGGUUUCAAUGUUCAAGAAGAAUUACGAUCAUCUGCCAAAAGAGACAUAUUUCGGAAUGUACAAAGAAGCAACACGAAACAAUCCAAAUUACUUCUUGACUUAUGGUAACGGCAAAUCAGUUGCUCGGGUUCAAGAUCACCUCCGACCAAAUGGAGCACACAGAUGGCAUAAUUACAUGAAAACUCCCAAGUACCGUGAACACGUUGUGUGGGGAGACAAAGAGGUGAAGAUGAAACUCCUUAGAAAGGGCAUUCUGACUCGCAUUUAUUCGCCAAUGGUUGUUAUACAAGCAUUGAAAGAGUCUGGUGUUUUCAGCUCGGUUGUCUCAUCAGCUUCAACAAAUCUUUCAAAGAAAAAGUUCUUAGCAUCAAUGCACAAAAGCAACUCAUCGAGAUCUACAGCAUCUGGAUCCCUUCCAUCAAAGGAAAGCGAGUCUCAGGGUAUCUCUGCAAGGCACCUUCUUGGGAUUGAAUCAGCCGUCCCUCCUUUAUCGCCUCCUGGGAUGGAACACGCUAGACUUGUCACAGAGGAUUAGCAGGUUUUUAGCAUCGAGCUGAUGUCUUUGCUUCCUCCUACUUACAGAGUGAUAUUAAAACUCGAUGCAAUGCUAGUACCUGUGUGGCUAGCUUUAGGAGCGCAAGUGAAGAGAGCGGGUGAUCAAAUACGGAGAGAGAGAGAGCGAGAGAGACAUUCGUUUAAAGAUGAUCAGGAAAAGCGGGUUUGUAUGAUUUUAUUUUUGUAAUAUUCUUCCAAAUUUGGAGUUGAUUUAUAUAAUGUGGAAAUAUAUAUAUGUUUACUUUGACUUUUGAAAGUCUUCGUUUCAGUUUUAGUGAAAAUAGUGAACGAGUGACUCAAAAUCAUACGAUAAAAUGCGAAACUGCAAUUGUAAAUCUGGAUGAGUUGGCAACUUGGCAUAUGUCUAAAUAUACAGCAAUUCGUUCAAAUGCAUGGUUGAUCCAAGACUUUAGUGGAAUAGUGGGAACCACAAAAUAAACGGUGAGGAAUAUUAUUUUCUGAUUAUGUAAUUAUUGUAGCAUUAUAUUUUGGUUCAUUGGACAACAUGUAUACUUUGUAUAAUAAUUUGCUAAUGUUAAA
Thlaspi arvense is the source of this 2306-nucleotide messenger RNA. The record is from the annotation of a GenBank genome assembly. NCBI's taxonomy places the organism in Eukaryota, Viridiplantae, Streptophyta, Magnoliopsida, Brassicales, Brassicaceae.